Messenger RNA from Capsella rubella, 1460 nucleotides. Its product is annotated as transcription factor UNE12. Gene Ontology annotation, cellular component: nucleus. The transcript has 6 exons. Bases 191 to 1123 code for a protein of 310 amino acids. Lineage: Eukaryota; Viridiplantae; Streptophyta; Magnoliopsida; Brassicales; Brassicaceae. The record is from RefSeq and is a predicted model, not a curated record. Gene Ontology annotation, molecular function: protein dimerization activity; DNA-binding transcription factor activity, RNA polymerase II-specific; RNA polymerase II cis-regulatory region sequence-specific DNA binding. Gene Ontology annotation, biological process: regulation of transcription by RNA polymerase II.
UCUAUCUUCUUCGUCCUCAUUCGUUUUAAAGCAUCAAAAUUUUCAUCAAACCAAAAAAAAAAAAAGGACAUUGAAAUCUGUGUAGCUUUCGCAUGUAAAUCUCUCCUUGAAGGUUUACAACUUGCUUAUCGUAACUCACACUGACUCGUCCGAGUCAAAGUCUCUGUUUUUUUUUUGUUUAACUCAAACCAUGGCUGGUAACAACCCUCACGAGAACCUUUCUGACCAAACUCCUUCUGAUGAUUUCUUCGAGCAAAUCCUCGGUCUUCCUAACUUCUCAGCCUCAGCUGGAGCUGGUUUAUCUGGAGUUGACGGCGGAUUAGGUGGCGGAGCACCGCCGAUGAUGUUGCAGUUGGGUUCUGGGGACGAAGGAAGUCAUAUGGGUGGCUUAGGAGGAAGUGGGCCAACUGGGUUUCACAAUCAGAUGUUUCCUCUGGGGUUAAGUCUUGAUCAAGGGAAAGGACCUGGCUUUCUCAGACCUGAAGGUGGACAUGGAAGUGGGAAACGAUUCUCAGAUGAUGUUGUUGAUAAUCGAUGUUCUUCUAUGAAACCUGUUUUCCACGGGCAGCCAAUGCAACAGCCAGCUCCAUCGGCGCCACAUCAGCCUACCUCAAUCCGUCCUAGGGUUCGAGCUAGGCGUGGUCAGGCUACUGAUCCACAUAGCAUCGCUGAGCGGCUACGUAGAGAAAGAAUAGCAGAACGGAUCAGGGCACUGCAGGAGCUUGUACCUACUGUGAACAAGACCGAUAGAGCUGCGAUGAUCGAUGAGAUUGUCGAUUAUGUCAAGUUUCUCAGGCUCCAAGUUAAGGUUUUGAGCAUGAGCCGACUUGGUGGAGCUGGUGCGGUUGCUCCACUUGUUACUGAUAUGCCUCUUUCAUCAUCAGUUGAGGAUGAAACGGGUGACGGUGGAAGAGCUCCGCAACCCGCGUGGGAGAAAUGGUCUAACGAUGGGACCGAACGUCAAGUGGCUAAAUUGAUGGAAGAAAAUGUUGGAGCGGCCAUGCAGCUUCUUCAGUCAAAGGCUCUUUGUAUGAUGCCUAUCUCAUUGGCAAUGGCGAUUUACCAUUCUCAGCCUCCGGAUACAUCUUCAGUGGUGAAGCCUGAGACAAAUCCUCCACAGUAGGAUUUGUGCAAAAAAAAAAUGAGUUUGUACAGCAAUCCAACGGUCCAACAUGGCAUUUGCUUCUGCUCUAAUGACUAUGGUUUUCUUGUCCCGCUCUCACACCCACUUGUUUCGUCUGAUGGAAAGGUAAAAACCAACAAAGUGAAAAAGGCUUUGUAGAUGGAAUCAAUGUAGGAUUUGCAGUAGAGGGAAACAAAUUGUCAAAAAGCUCACUUGAUUAAAAUAUUGGAGAUUGUUAUCAUUUUACCUUUAUUUUUUAGGUGGACUUUGAUGAAAGCAACUUUUUUGUUUUCAAGAUUUUUAGUGGGAUGUUGAAGAAUGAGCUUGAAGGCGACUA